Molecule: messenger RNA, 1104 nt
Organism: Calypte anna (Anna's hummingbird)
Lineage: Eukaryota; Metazoa; Chordata; Aves; Apodiformes; Trochilidae
Gene: CD40
Product: CD40 molecule
Exons: 9
Coding region: 94-921 (275 amino acids)
Biological process (GO): positive regulation of B cell proliferation; inflammatory response; B cell activation
Cellular component (GO): external side of plasma membrane; CD40 receptor complex
Molecular function (GO): protein binding; antigen binding; signaling receptor activity
Source: RefSeq, a predicted model, not a curated record
GCGGGGAAACCCCGGGUCGGCCCAACGCCCCUUCCUGGGCGGGAACGGGCCGAGGCGUUAUAGAGCGGGUGGAGGCGGCAAGAGCGGUGACACAUGAAGCGGAUCGGGCUGGUGGGGCUGCUGGGCGCUGUGCUGCUAGGGUGCUGGAAGCCUGGUGACGCCAUAAACUGCUUUAGUAAGCAGUAUGAACAUGAGGGCAGGUGCUGCAACUGGUGCCAGCCAGGGGAAAAGCUGGUCUCUGAAUGCAAUGGUACACAGGAUUCCAUCUGUGCCCGCUGUGAGAGCGGACACUAUCAGCAGAGCUGGACCAAGGAGAAGCACUGUGCCCCCCACGACAUCUGUGAAGAGAAUGCUGGCUUCAUCAUAAAGACACAAGGAAAUGCAACACACAACACGGUGUGCCAGUGCCGGGAUGGUAUGCACUGCUCUGACACCAGCUGCCAGACCUGUGUGGAGAACCAGCCCUGCCAGCUUGGCUUUGGCUUUGUGGCAGCCAAGGCCGUGGCCCAGAUGUCAUCCCCCUGUGAGCCCUGUGCAGAAGGCACCUUCUCCAAUGUCUCCUCGAAAACUGAGCCAUGCCAUCCCUGGACAAGCUGUGAGGAAAAGGGGCUGGUGGUGAAGGCAAAAGGGACGAACACCUCAGAUGUGAUCUGUGAGUCGGUCGGUCGCUCUUCUCUCUCGGUGCUGAUCGCCAUCUCGGCUGCAGUUGUCACCUGCGUCGUGGGCAUCUGCAUCUACUGCCUGGUCCAUGCUGAUCCCAAGCGGCAGAUGGAGAAUGAGAUAGAGGCUGGGAAGCAGAGCGAGAUCCAGCAGCCCCAGGAGGUGGAAGAUUUCCCUGUGCAGCAGACCCUGCUGGGGGGACAGCCCGUGGCCCAGGAAGACGGCAAGGAGAGCCGCAUGGCGGAGCAGGAGCGGCUGUAGGGGCGCAGGGCCCUGGCUCCAGCCGGGGCUCAUACCGGACACAACAUCAGCCCUGCCCCGACUCCAGCCGAGGAGGAGAGCCGGCGAAUGGCCGAGCUGCAGCAGACCGCGGCACGAUCACGCCCCGAGGGCACCGCGGCAGCGCCCGCUCCCGGCCAGCCCGAGGGGCAACAGGAUGUCCCG